This is a messenger RNA of Trypanosoma conorhini, 2871 nucleotides long. Its product is annotated as PIF1 helicase-like protein. The transcript has a single exon. NCBI's taxonomy places the organism in Eukaryota, Euglenozoa, Kinetoplastea, Trypanosomatida, Trypanosomatidae. Bases 1 to 2871 code for a protein of 956 amino acids. Gene Ontology annotation, molecular function: DNA helicase activity; ATP hydrolysis activity. Gene Ontology annotation, biological process: telomere maintenance; DNA repair. The record is from RefSeq and is a predicted model, not a curated record.
AUGUGGGCGGGGGCGCUUAAGGCGUACAAAGAUCUGCGUACCAUGCAGCGUUGGACGGGCCCGCCCAGCAGUGUGGCGCAUGCCGGCGUUGCAAAGGCGGAGCCCCCCUUCGGGGGAGAAGAGGAGGCUGCGGGCGGUGCAACGGCACAUCUUGCACCCCCCGCACACGUGCGCUUUGGGUGUGAGGGAGGGGCGGUGAAGCGGGCACGGGGGGAGCUGAACGAGGGAGACGGCGGCGCUCACGAUAGUCCCUCGACUCCGCUGCGGGUGGGGUCUGGGAGCAGCGCAGCGGGGACGGAAGAGCGAUCGGUGGUAAUAGAAAAAACAGAGGAGGGUGAUGCGGCCCACGCCUCCGUGGAAGCGGUGUCGCCUUCUAACGCGCCUGUCGAGCGCGAGGUGAUAGUGUUGGACGACAACAGCGAAAGCGAUGGAGCGGGCAAUCUGCCGUCGUCUAAAACGCCCACAUCGGCGUCACAUUCGGCGAAGCUGGAAUCGCUACUCAACUCCGAGACAUCUGCGCUUGUUUCCCCAACACCGAGUGGGCCUUCACCACCGUCGAUGAGCUUGUCCACGGAGCAGCAGCGCGUCUUUGAUCUCGUUGUAAAGUAUGGCCGAUCGGUGUUUCUUACUGGAGGUGCGGGUACGGGCAAGUCGCAUUUGCUCCGAGCCAUUAUUGAGGCAUUACCGCGUGCUUCGACCUUUGUGACCGCCACCACUGGAAUCGCGGCACUCAACCUCGGGGGAUCUACGCUUCACAGCUUUGCUGGUUGCGGCAUUGUGGACGCGCAGACGCACGUUGCUGAGGAAGUGUGUCACACGGUGCGUAGCAAAACAAAGGCAAAGCGAAACUGGCGUUUCUGUAAGGUGCUGGUGGUGGACGAGGUGUCCAUGAUGGACGCGUGGUUCUUUGACGUCCUUGAGUACGUGGCAAGAAAGAUUCGCGGCUGUGCUUCGCCGUUUGGUGGGAUUCAACUCGUUUUGGCCGGUGAUUUUCUGCAGCUUCCGCCCGUGGUGAGGCAGCGGGGGCAGGAGUCACGGUUUUGUUUUGAGUCCGAGGCGUGGUGUCGGGUAAACCCGCGCGUUUGCAUUCUAUCGCAGCGGUUUCGUCAAACUGACGAGACGUUCUUUGGCAUGUUAAACGAACUUCGCCGUGGGGUGCUCACGGCGCCCUCCCUCGCGUUGCUGGCAUCCCUCUCCUCUACGACUACCGUGCGGUUUGUGCAGGCGCAGGCGAUGGCGACGGAGGGUGCUGACGCUGGCACGCUGGGGAGGCCGACGCGGCUGUUGACUGCCGGCGACGUGGUGGAUAGCCGUGGCCGCACACGAGAAGAGCGCCACGACGGCUUCAGUAUUCUUCGCGCCCGCCGCGCGGAGGUGGAGAGCGUGAACGCUGAACGAUUUGGCGAACUAACGACCGAAAUUUUUUCCUACCAGGGGUUUCACCGGGGCGAAGGAAAAUACCCGGCAGACCUCCCAGCUGUGGUUUCCGUGCGGGUUGGUUGCCGCGUGAUGCUGCUUAAAAACCUUGACGUCUCUGUGGGACUUGUGAAUGGCAGCGUCGGCACCGUUGAGAAUUUCAUCGACGCCAAAAAGAUGCGUGAUUUUGCGAACAAAACAGCACUUGGCGAUCUCCGGAAUAUGGCGCCGCACACAUUUCUGCCCGUGGUGCGGUUUGAAACGGGCCAAGGUAACGGCGGCAAGGACGGCGCCUGCGGGCGUCUCGUGGUAGUGGAGCCUCACCGCUGGACUGUGCUUCAGGGCGACAGGGAGGUGAGCUACAGUGCACAAAUUCCUCUGCAACUUGCGUAUGCGAUUACGAUACACAAGUCGCAGGGAAUGUCCCUUGCACGCGUUAAUGUUGACUUUAAGGGUAUCUUCGAGGAGGGACAGGCGUACGUGGCGCUUUCCCGCUGCACGGACAUGAAGGGUCUUAUCGUUGAGAACUUUGACGCCCACCGAGUGAACCCCAACGCCAAGGCUUUGGCCUACUACAAGGCACUGGCAGAGGCGGCGGAAGAGGCGGAAAGGGUGGAGCAGGAAACGUUGCACGCCCGUGUCCGCUACCCCUGGGGAUACAGCCUCAUCGAAGGUGCCGAAGACGAAGAGGAUGGCCAGCCGCAUGGAAAUAACCUUUUUACCACUAAUAAUAAGAGGACUGUGGCAGAUGCUGUGGAAGAAAUUCGGAGGCGCAUCACACCAUCGUACCUGUUAUGGUCCUCACUGCGACAGCGUGUUUUGUGCACAGUUGAACUGGCCGCGGCUGUGCAUGGAGCACUACUUGUCAUGGACGCGUCCUCCUUACUUGCCCUGGGGAGCUCUCCCGAUUCCGCGGCACUGUACGAGAAGGUGUUCGUCAAUAACCAAAACAUGAUGCGGGUGCCGCGUUUGGUGAAGGAGGAACUGCUGCGCGCAGCCUCUGUUGAUGAGGUUGAGGUGCGUGUGACGCCGACAGUCUGCCUCAGCUUCAACAGUCGACGCUCGAGCUCGCCUGGAGCUAGCGGCGUCCACGAGGCGGCAGAGUUGGCAGCAGGCACGCUGUGUAUCAUGGAGGACGCCAAAAGUGACUUUGUGCUGGACGAACAACGUGACGGAGAGUCGAGACCGCUGCCGCCUUCGCUGCCGGGGUGGGAAGAAAAUUUCUCUCCCAAUGCUUCGGCAGCCGGCGAAUGGGAGGACGCAUGUGCGGGGACUCCGCGCCCUCAGCAGCAGCAGGUUCGUUUGCUGGAGUUUGCAUGCUACCUCGUCGAGCAGUAUAGCCCUCACCAAGCAGUGCUGGUUUGCACGGAGUCGGUCGAGCUGGCGGCGCGUGCGCUUGCGGUUGGUUUGCGCGUGUGUUCUAUGAUGUACCUGCGUCCAGCAGGCCGGGCAUAA